UUUUCAUGAUUAUUAUCAUUCGAUUGGAUUAAUUUAAAUCGACUUAGUGUUAAUUUGCAAAAAUUAAAAAAAAAAGAGAGUUAAAAAUUAAAAAAAUGAGAAUGAAAGAAGGCAAAAAUACAAACGAAAGUACAAAAAAAAAUACAAACAAAAAUACAAACAAGAAAGAAUAUAUCAUAAAAGCGUAAAUUUGUUCGUGCAAAUUUUCCCUCUGUCGGCCGUGUUAAGUAUAAUAAAAUUAAUUAUUAUGGUCGAUCUUCCUUACAAAAACAUCCUCCUCGAUUGCCCAUGAGAAAAAGCAACGGCUAUGGGCUUGUAGAAACUAAAAAGGAAGACUCACGAAUGAUAUUCACGUGGUGGGGGUGUUGCUCUUCGAGAACAGGAUAUAUAAAUCGCGAGUAGGGCUGAAAUUCAAGUUAGUUCUGUGCUAGUUUUUCUCUGACAAUAACUGAGAUUCUCUGUACGCAAUGCAGGGUGGAACGUCGUUGCUUAUUUUUUUAAUUCUGACGAUCUCAAUCAUCGAAAUUCAAUCUGCAUCAAUUGCUAAGUUAUAUCAGAGCAAUUAUCAGUAUCCACAAACGAUCCGUCCUGAAUACUAUCAAAUCGCUCAUCAGAAUGGUCUAGCACCAUAUUAUAUAUACAAUUCGUUUCAGGUACAUACUGAUUUAACGCCUGGAAGUCCAAUUAUUUUGCCAGAAAAACAAACAACGACUCUUACUCAUCUGCCACCCUAUGGAUAUUACUACUACGACUUUAGAUUCCCAAUUAAUCCGGUAUAUCCGGUAUUGAGUCCAUCUCAUCCUGGAUUUAUCCCGGUAUCAGGAUCACCACCGAUAUCGACUGAUCGUCCAUUCGAUGUUGACAAUGAUGACGAUAGUGGUAUCGAAAAAUUGGACACAAAAGUUGAGCCAGAAAAAGAAAUAAGAAAGCCUGAUACUAACGAUGGAAACUAUGACGACGACGAUACGAUCACUAUCGAAGCGAUUAAAUAAUAUUUCUCUUUUCUUUCCUUUAUUUUUAUUUCUUUUUUUUUUUUUCUUCUUUCUUUGAUUUACUUAAUACAAUUGGUUAUUCAUAUAAAUCCAUUGUAAUAUAAUUUUGAUAAACAAUUCAUUCAUCUUUUAUUUGGACUCAAAUCUAUUCGAACGCAUUCAUUUCUUUUCUUUUCUUUUCUUUUCCUUUUCUUUGUUUUCUUUUUUUCUUUGUUAAAUAAAUCGAUAUAAAUAUGUUCAUUUCUUAUUUCUAAAUAAUUUAUUAUUUUUACAUUGGACUUUUCGUAAUUUACCAAACUCAUUCAUUUCUUUUUCUUUCGUUUAUUUUUAUAAGUCGAUAUAAAUAUGUUCACAUUGUAAGAUUAUUUUUUCUAAAUAAUUUCAUCAUCAUGAACUUUGUGAUUGAUAUGUGUUAAAAAGAAAAAAAAGAAAAAAAAAGAAUAAAUAAAAAAAAAACCUGCAAA
Messenger RNA from Vespa crabro (European hornet), 1456 nucleotides. RefSeq lists its product as uncharacterized. Bases 468 to 992 code for a protein of 174 amino acids. NCBI's taxonomy places the organism in Eukaryota, Metazoa, Arthropoda, Insecta, Hymenoptera, Vespidae. The record is from RefSeq and is a predicted model, not a curated record. The transcript has 4 exons.